Messenger RNA from Humulus lupulus (European hop), 783 nucleotides. RefSeq lists its product as uncharacterized. The record is from RefSeq and is a predicted model, not a curated record. The transcript has a single exon. NCBI's taxonomy places the organism in Eukaryota, Viridiplantae, Streptophyta, Magnoliopsida, Rosales, Cannabaceae. Bases 1 to 783 code for a protein of 260 amino acids.
AUGAAGGACAUCCUGUCUAAAAAGAGAAAGAUGGGAGAGUAUGAAACUGUGGCAUUGACAGAAGAGUGUAGCAUCGUUCUGCAAAGGAAGCUCCCUCGGAAAUUGAGAGAUCCUGGGAGUUUUACCAUACCAUGUAUUACUAGGAACUUUGAGAGUAUGAAUGCUCUAUGUGAUUUGGGGGCGAGCAUUAAUCUGAUGCCGCAUUCCGUUUUCAGAAUAUUAAAGUUGGGAGAAGCAAGGUCUACCACAGUGACUUUACAACUGGUAGACAGAUCAUUAGCUCAUCCACGGGGUAUUAUAGAAGACGUCCUGGUAAAAGUGGACAAGUUCAUCUUCCCAACAGACUUUAUUGUUCUUGAUAUGGAGGAGGAUGCUAACGUGCCAAUCAUCCUUGGAAAACCAUUUUUGGCAACAGGCCAAGCUUUGAUUGAUGUGCAGAAGGGUGAGUUAAGGCUGAGAGUACAGGGUGAGGAAGUUGUUUUUAAUGUACUCAAAGCUAUGACUUAUCCCGUGGCCAGUGAUGGUUGGUUCGCAGUUGAUGUGGUGGAGAGUUUAGUAGAGCCAAAGAAGAUAGUAGAAGACCUUCUUGAGUUGAGUUUGGUAGAGGAGGAUGUGACUGAGCAAGAUGGAAAGGAGGCCAUAGAGUAUGCGAAGUGGUUGAAUUCUUAUGGGCCUAUGAAGAGGAAAUACUUUGAAGAGCUUGGUUCAGUACCUGAGAGACCAUUACCUUUAGUGGAGAAGCCACCAGAGUUGGAGUUGAAGGUUUUACCACUUGCAGUAUGA